GAAGCACCAUCUGUGCUAGUUCUAGUAUAUCUUCAUUUCUCAUCCGCCUCGAAAAUGAACUGUCGUCGGUCCACCUCUGUUGGGUCUUUGUUCUAUUCCGGAACCGCCACGGCGACACUCCUGUUACUGGGUACAACGACUACUGUCCUCCUCGGCCACCAGGUGCACGCCGCUACGCCGGUCCAAGGAGGUGUUGGCGUUCCUAGUAGUCCGGAUGUCGAUGUUGGUGUUGGAUCUGAGCCUGACGCUGACAUGCAUGUUGGCAACUACAUGAGUACCACAGGAGUAGACCAGGAGCGCAGUGAAGAACAAGAGCAUGCGGAGAUCACCACGCCGGUCGUUCCUGGUGAACACGAGGAAGACAAAGAGCAUCACUCUCAUACGGCCAACGUGUUUCGGUCCGCACCGACUGCGUUUUAUUCCAACAUCAUUGGGAACAUGGCAAACCGCGGACCGAGUGCGAUUUCCAACACCAUCGGAAACUUGGCAAACCGCUUUCGCCGCAAGAGGAAGGCGGGAGAAGCUGGGCUAAUUCAUCUCCGUGGAACAGAGGCCAGCACCUCUUCGACGUCGCCCGCCCCCACCUCUCCUGACAGAGAGAGCCAGAGCGCGCCUUCCCCUGUCGCAGUUCCUGAAUAUCAUCCCACCGUGGUUGGAGAUCUUCUAGAUGAUGAUCUUCCUGAUGCUGAGGAGGAGAAGUCGAUGAUGAAGGACCAGGAUGCUGACAUAGUUCUUGACGCUGCUGACGUUGUUCUUCGUGCUGGAGACGUUCUUGAGGGACCACUGGCAGAUGAUCGCCACGAUGAUCAAGGAGAAGGUCCUGAUGUAGCAGCAAGAACGUCCAUCGCCGUCCCAACGCCAGUUGAAAAUGAGGAGACCGAAAGAAUGUCGCCCCUGGACGACGACGAGUUAGAGCGCAGGGUGAAGCGGCAGCGAACGGAUACGGAGGGUGUUUUCAUCGCUACAACAACUUCCGCCGCACCUGCUAGCCCUUCGCCUUCCUCCUCCUCUUCCUCUUCCUCUUCCGGUCCGCCUACCGCUCAUCUUACCACGGAAGAAACGGAAAAGCUGGAUGAGGUGGUGCGCAUGUUGGUUGAGAAGAACUUCUCGCCCGACCAGAUUGUGCAGCUCAUGGUUCACAGGGCCGUUCUGAUGGUUAACAGGGCUGCCACUGCCAGUGAUAUUGAAGUAAACAGUCCUAGAACAUCAGCAGCAGGCCCUGCUCAUGUCCACGCAGAAGAUGUGCCCGUCGUCGAGCAUGGAGAACAUCAGCCGGUCACCGAAAUUGUUCCUGAAGUAGAACAAGACACGCCGUUGGUGACCUCCACCGCUGGUGAAAUGCAAGAUGCUCCUGCCGCAGCGACCCACGGGACCACGACUGAGGAAAGCAUGGAAGUGGAAAUGGUGGCGCCGCGAGAAGAGCAUCAAGAGCCGGACCAUCUGGAAAAGGUCGGUAUGGAGGCACAGCAUGCACAAGAGCAGUUGGAGCACCAGUUCGAGUUGGAACAAACUACAACCGUGCCCGGCACCAGUCUUGAUGUUCCAGAUGAACAUCAAGAAGUGGCGGCGGCAGCUAGCUCCAGUUCGACGGGACAAGUUUCUAGUGAAGAUGGCGAACAACAACAAACUGGUGGCUCCGUCUUUGCGCCGGUGAGAACUUCUACGCAGCGGGCGGGAAAUAAAGUCCGGGGGUUCUUUUCCUGGUUCCAGAAGUAAGCUGGCGCAUCGUUCUGCUCUUUGCCAAGGAAAGCUGUCAAUGCGCAUACAAAUUGUACGAGUACUUACCGGAGGUGGGCAGGCAAAGCUAGAAGGGAAGACGAGGGAAGAAGACAAGAACGCGAGAUGAAGCUGCCACGAUGAAACGCUACUUGAAAUUUUUGGUUAGGAAGUCUGGUGUCCAUGUUGUAUGAUCGUUCUGUACGCAUGAUAGUACUUACAUACCAAAUCCAAUACUAGUACCAUAAGCAGUACCACCAGAACGCAUUUUUCGAUGGUGUGGCUACCGUCAUCUUAUUUUUGGGGGCCCAGAGAUGCUGGUAACGCACUUUUGUGCUGUGAGCAGCAGUUGUGUGGAUGAAUCAGCAAAACAAAAUGUUUGCGAUGGCCACAGUUUCAGACUACAGCAGUAUUAAACUAAGAGUAGUUCCAGUUUCACGGGAGCUGCGUACGAGCAAGUUCAAGUGCAUAAGUGCAUAAGGGUUUAUGCCUUUCACAUCUGAAGAACAGAGUAACCAAAUGGUUGUUGUGUAUGAUAUAUGAUCAGAAUCAUCUUGGUACUUCCGGCGAGCAGCAGUCUGUAGAAAUAUCUUCGAUGCAUCUUCUUGAUGGUCGUGGACAAUGUAAUAAAUGCUUGC
This is a messenger RNA of Amoebophrya sp. A120, 2354 nucleotides long. The record is from the annotation of a GenBank genome assembly. Lineage: Eukaryota; Dinophyceae; Syndiniales; Amoebophryaceae.